Messenger RNA from Marmota monax (woodchuck), 4095 nucleotides. Its product is annotated as sulfotransferase 1B1. The transcript is spliced from 8 exons. Bases 252 to 1124 code for a protein of 290 amino acids. Gene Ontology annotation, cellular component: cytoplasm. Lineage: Eukaryota; Metazoa; Chordata; Mammalia; Rodentia; Sciuridae. The record is from RefSeq and is a predicted model, not a curated record. Gene Ontology annotation, biological process: sulfation. Gene Ontology annotation, molecular function: sulfotransferase activity.
UGUGGAGACAGCAGGGCCCUGGUGUGGGGUGUCUGUGUGUGUGUGUGUGUGUGUGUGUGUAGUUCAAACUCUUCACAUUGUAACUGCAUGUGGAGUCGCUGACUGCUAUCACUGACUGCUGUGUUGGAUCUGUCCUUAGACUUGUUUAUCUUUCUAGUGUUACGGCUGAAGUCUCCAGGGCCACCACUGACUCCAAGGACUCCUCACAUAGGAAGUCUACUAAGUAUAUAUAUGUACUACUCAGGACAAAAAUGAUUUCCCCAAGUGAUGUCCUGCGAAAAAAUCUGAAGAUGGUCCAUGGCUGCCCCAUGGUUUAUGCUUUUGCACACAACUGGGAAAGGAUUGAACAGUUCUGCAGCAGGCCAGAUGACAUUGUGAUAGCCACUUACCCCAAAUCAGGUACCACUUGGAUUAGUGAAAUCUUGGACAUGGUUCUAAAUGAUGGAGAUGUUGAAAAAUGUAAGCGAGAUGUUGUUACUGCUAAAGUUCCCAUGCUGGAAAUGGCUGUUCCUGGAAUGAGAAUGUCAGGUAUAGAACAAUUAGAGAAGAAUCCAUCACCUCGUCUCAUCAAGACACAUCUACCAAUUGACCUCCUUCCUAAGUCUUUCUGGGAGAACAAUUGCAAGAUGAUUUAUCUUGCUCGAAAUGCCAAGGAUGUUGCAGUAUCAUUUUACCAUUUUGACUUAAUGAAUAAUUUUCAACCUUUUCCUGGAACAUGGGAAGAAUAUCUGGAGAAAUUUAUGACUGGAGAUGUGGCCUAUGGUUCAUGGUUUAAUCAUGUGAAGGGCUGGUGGAAGAAAAAGGAAGAACAUCCAAUACUUUUCUUGUACUAUGAAGAUAUGAAAGAGAAUCCAAAGGAGGAAAUCAAGAAGAUUACUAGAUUUCUAGAGAAGAACCUAAAUGAUGAGAUCUUGGAUAAGAUCAUCCAUCACACCUCAUUUGAAGUGAUGAAGGACAAUCCUCUGGUGAAUUACACACACCUGCCCACUGCAAUGUUGGAUCACAGCAAAUCCCCUUUCAUGCGUAAAGGGAUUACUGGUGACUGGAAAAAUUACUUUACAGCGGCCCAGAAUGAGAAAUUUGAUGCCCUUUAUAAAAAAGAAAUAUCUGGAACUACACUUUAAUUUCGCACAGAGAUUUAAACUGUAACUUGAAGAAACAGAAGAUGACCCAUAGUUUUUAGAAACAAAGCAGUUAUAUCUUGGCUGAGCAAUAAAAUGACUAUAGGGAAGAAAAAGCAUAUUUUAAAACUUUGAAUUUUUCAGCAUCAUUAAUCAGGCUUCAGUUUGUUCUUCUGCCUCUGAGUUUCCUAAUUCCCAAAGCCAAGGCCCAUCAUUCCUGUUUUGUAGGUUAAUCCUGCCUUUUCCUAGAUUAGACCAGAUAAGACAGUAUUUACCCUCCUCAGUCUCCCUAUCGUAUGACUGCUGUUUGUAACCUGACACUAUAUUUCCUGCCUCGACUGGUUUCCUUUGAUGAAUUAUUGACCCAGGACACUGUGUUCCACUGCUGUUUACCAGGUGUGUCAAACUCUUCCUGAAGUCAUAGCUCAUCUUCCUCUAUUUGGAUAACACAGUUCAUGUUCCAGAUCCUAUAAUUUUUUUUCUGUACCUUAUUUAAUGUCCAGGUCUCCAAAGGGCAAAGACCUAUAUUGUUCUCUCUAAGGUCUUCCCUGGGGACUGGAGGUUGUCUCUUAGAGACUGUCUCUGUGAGCACCAGGACUUGCUUCCUGUGGACAGUCCUCUUCUCUUAGGAAACCCUUUUCAAUUUCUAUAGAUCACACAUUGCAGUGCUCUGGUCACUUUGAUCUUUCUCCGAAUAGAUUUGGAUUCCCUAAUAGCACCCAAGAUAAGGGUAUAGCUGCCACUGAAAAUUUCCCAGUCUGCUGUCCAAGGAAGACUAGCCUGAGUCUCACUCUGCCCUCCUGACCCAGGAUCCCUCCUACCUACUAUCCCACACUAUGGCUACGUGCUUGGACUCUCGAUAGACGUUUCCGGGAACAUUCAUAUCUCAACUCUGGUUCUUCCAUGCAUGUAGCUAUGCCUCUAUCCAUGUGCAGCAAAAACUUUUAUCUGAAGUUCAUAUCACCAUGUGCCAAAUUAAAUCCAAAGCCACAGUUCUUAAACUGAAGCUCAUUAGAGUGCUCUGGGCUGGGCCUUUCCAUGUUCCAGGAGUUGGAACUUCAAAUGCAUUUUAGACUCCCUGAGGCAUAAUACAAAUAUCAGUGGGUUGCAGUUUUGCAAAUAUACACUCUCAGUCUGGAAUAGUUGAAACACUCCUUCACCCUGUAACUACACCCCUUUUCAAUCCCAGCAGAAGAAUAAUGUAGUACUAAAUGCAAAUCCCCCAGAAAUGAUUGCCUCUGAUUCUGGAAAUAUUUGCUUCUAUACAUUUACAGUGUAUAUUAUAAAUUAUUUUAGGAUAAGCAACUUGUGUUCAUGCUCUUUAGAAACAUAUUUUGAAGGAGUUAAUUCUAUAAGUCUACGCAUGUUAUGAAUACUAGCUAUGUAGAAUAUUGUUUUUAAGAAGGAAGUAAAGUAAGCCAAUCAUGUGUCUAUUUAUUUGUUAUCUUUACUAACAAUGAGUAAAUGUUGCCUGAAUACAUAUGGGCUUCUGCUACUAUAGUCUGUUACUGGGGAAAAAAAUCUGAACUAGACUUUAAUCUUUGUAAUGGGUUGGCUGCACUAACUAAUUUCACUAGCAGAAUAUAAUAAUUCCUACUUUCCCUAGUUUUCCUCUUUGGAAUAAGUUUCUCACUGGACUUGAUUCAACAGCAACAACAAAAUACUGUAAGAUUAAACUAUUCUCCAGAUAUUUUUCUGUGCAUUGAAUGAAAAGUACAAAAAAUUAGAUUUUCCUUUACUCUUUUGUGGGUUAUUGCCUCUUCUUCAUUUCUUAGUCUAUGAUUCAAACAUCCAUUCAGAUUCCCUCACUCUUAAGCUCACUCUCAGCACUAUACAGUGAGACUCCUACUAGAUUUUAGUUUCAGAAGUGCUUUAUAUCUUUUGAAACCCUACAAAAAAUUGCCACCAAAUUAAUUUUUCUAAAACAAUGUUUUCAUCUCUAUUUCUUAUUCAGUUUCCAAAUAAGACACAGUUGCAUUGACCUCGUUCUAAUGUUUUUUUUUUUUAUUUUGUUUUGUUUUUCCCCUGACUGAUGAUGUACCAUGACAUAAGGACAGUAAGGACAAAUGUCUGGCAAUGUUUUCCUUAUUCCCUCAUCCAUGGCAAGUCUCAUUCAUCAGGUCAAGUGUUGUUUUUCAAGAAGUCAACAAAGCCAAGUGAAGUGGUGCAUGAAUAAAAUAUAAAUAAUAGGGCUGCAGAUGUGGCUGAGUGGUUAAGUGCCUCCUGAGUUCAAUCCAUAAUAACAACAACAAGAAAAAAUUCAAUGAACAGCUUAAAGAUUUUUUUUUUUCAUCAGAGCACAAUUAGGCCCUCACUUCCCAAAGGGAAAUGAUAUCUAUUUCAUUUCACUCCACCCUGUUCUCAUGAGAUCUGUUCUAACUUGUCCUACCCACACCACUUAAUCUCUUAAUCUCUUUUCCCAUUGAUCUUAUCUAAAAAGUUAAACCCUUUGAGGAUUUUGACAGUUGAGUAUAUGCCCCAUUUCACUUUAAUCAAGACAACACUCUACUCCAUAUUACAUAUUCCUUUUCAUAUACAGACAAGAAGUUAAUAUAAUCUCUUUCAAAUACUUGCUAUUAAAGAGAUGUGGGAAGCCAAUUAUUUUGCUAGAGUUCUUCAGACAACUGAGAAAGGCAAGAAGGAAAAAAUGGGCCUAAGAAUAGGUAGUUUUUAGUAAGCUACCUGCACAAAUGUCUCAUUUAUUUCUUGUGAUCAUUGAAAGUGUUAUAAAUAAAAUAUUUCCAUGUUAUUAAAACAUGACUUUCAACAGCAAGCUUUUUAAGCAGCCAGCUACUUAGUACAAGCAUAUUGAAAUGACUUUAUCCAAUCUUAUUGUUUUCCCAAGAUCAGUUGUCACAUCUGUGAAUAUUAUUGGAGAAAAUUCAUGGAUAAGAUUUAUUGCACAAAAAAUGGAAUUAAUUUAGAAAUAAAGUGUAUCUCCAAAUCAUUAAAUUUUAUUAUCUAUUUCUGAAGA